Chilo suppressalis (striped riceborer) is the source of this 8124-nucleotide messenger RNA. Lineage: Eukaryota; Metazoa; Arthropoda; Insecta; Lepidoptera; Crambidae. The record is from the annotation of a GenBank genome assembly.
AAUCGUCUGGCUUACGGAGUUGCGGUACGCUCCUGUUCCACAGUCGACAUUUCUUUGUCUUAUUAAAACAUUGCCCGUCACCUAUUUAAAAUUACGCAUCCUCGAUACGAUUUUGCGCGGAUGAAAGUGCGCCUUGUUUAUAAAAGUAUUCCAAAAUGGGAAACGUACUCAGUAGUGAUUCGACGAGAGUGCACUCCACAGUAACGAGUGAAAGUGAAACAAUGAGUAAUACAAGUGGUACCAGUGAAAAUGAAAAUGUCGAAGAGGAAUAUCAGGACGCUAUCAAUGAAGACGAAAAUCGCGCACAAAUUAGAGAAGAAGAAAUGGUUCAGUUCAGAAAGCAGCUGAGCAUUAAACGUGAACAAAGGAGACAAAUUUUGGAUCGUCACAAAUCAGAAAAACUAGAGUUGGAAAAGGCUCUUAAUGAUGAGAGGAAAUGUCGAUUAGAAUUGUUUGAGACAAAUAAGUUAUUGCGAGAACUGUUGAUGAAGAAUAACAUAGAAAUUCCAGAAAUUCAGUCGUCCUAUGAAAAUUCUGACUUGAGCAGCACUAUAGCACAAAUGAGAGAGGAAUUUGAAAUAUUGAAGACAAAUAACAAUAAAUUGCGAAGAGAUCUUGCAGAGUCGAAUAAUACACUACAGAAUGCAUAUUCUGAUAUCGCAGAUCUGAAUGCCCAAAACAUAGAAGCUUUAAAACAGAUUAGUGCAUUAAAAGAAGUUGUAUCCGUCAGCAAAACUAUGAUCGCCCUCCGAGAGCAACAACUUGACGAGUUAAAGAAUAAAUUGAAUGAAAUUGAAAAGUCACUUGCUGAUAGAGAAGCCAGUAUGUUAUCUACUGACUUGAGACAGGAAUAUGAGCGGCAACUACAAAACAUACGGACUCUUCGUGGUUUAUACGAGGAGAGAGCUCGUCUAGCGGAAGUUACGAGGCAAAGUUUAGUACGCGAACUUGAAGAACAAAAACUUCUGUAUCAAGCUGAAGUCAAUAAGUCAAAGAAAUUAACAGAUAAAGUAAAUGAAUUAGAAGGCAAAGUUGAUACACUGAUUGAAACCAUUGAAAAUAAAAAUAGUGAGAUUAGCACAUGUCAAGACGUAUCAGUAGGCUUAAAGGCCGAAAUGACUGUCGUUAACAAGCUAUUUUCUGAAGUGCUUCUAGGCUAUAAGACCAAAAACGAUUUAGACAAAUUAGUUCAUCGUCUUGAAGAAAAUCACGGUAUUCUCACACAAAUGGCUGAGCGGGAAAAUGACUCAGAAGCAUCGACGGCUUUGCCAAAGCUGCUUCUAGAAAUUGUAAACCAAGUAGAGGAGGGAGAAGAAGAAAAGAAGGAGGAGUCCACUGAAGAGAAAAGUGAAACAUCAUCGGAACAAAAUCAAGAUAUCCAAAACUCAGAUAAGAUAAACUGUACGUCUGCAACUACCCCUGAGGAAAUAGUUCAGAAACUCCCUAAAGUUUGGAGGGUACUAAUGGAACUGCUCAGCCAUCAAAAUGUAGAAGAAAAUUGCACUUCAGAGAAAGUUACCACUUGCUAUAAAUCAGUAGAGACCAAUUCCGGGCCAGUUCUAGUGCCAAGUGUUAGUCAGACUUAUAUCAGAUUAAAGGAUUUGAUUGUGGAAAAACUUACUCUUAUCAAAGAAGUCAACCGCAUGAAACAACUAAAUUCACAUCUUGAAACCCGUUUAGAAGAACAAGAGCGACGUUUGUGCCUAGUUACCACAGAAUUAAGCAAAACAUGGCACGUUGUCGGUAGAUUACGCAGACAUCAUCAUCAAUUACAUACCCAUGAAAAGAUACUGAAAUAUGAAUUGCAACAAAAGAGAAAAUUACUGAAUGAACUAAAAGAAGAAUUAGAGUAUUGCAGAGAAAAAUGGGAACAAGCCAGAGAAAAGAACUCUCAAUCUGAAAGGGACUGGAAAACAUUAAGAGCUGAAUUUACAAGUCGAAAAGCCAAGUUAGGAUCUCCGUCAUUUAAUAAUUCAGCUGAAAGUGGUUACAGCGACGAGAGAGCUUCAGAUGAGUCUUCCGAAUCAAAUGAUGAGAGUGAGUAUGUCACUGAAUCACCGAUUAGAUGCAAGAAAAAAUUAAAAAAGUCUUUUGAAACUAUCGUAGACUCAAGUGCUGAUUUCAAUUUGGUAGCAGAAAGAGAAGAUCCUGCUAGUGAUAUGAUAGAUGUUGCAGAUUUACCCUUAGAUACGCAUGACGAUAGUCAUAGUGAAAAUAACUCAAGAAAUGACUUAGUUUGUGAAGAAACCGAAGACGAAAUUUGUGAUAUUAAUGGUGAUCACUUAAUCGAAGAAACAAACAUAGUCAAUAAUACAGCAAUUAGUUCUGUAUUAUCAAAUGAUGAAAAUUCAGACCCAAGUAAUACAGCAUCACAAAUAUCAUCUUCAACAUCUAAUAACUUGAUUGAUCCUCAAGAAAUUUUGAAAAAUGUAAGACUGCAAAAUGAAAGACUGUCAAAAAAAGACGAAAAACUUGAUAAAUUGGAGAAAAACAGUUCAACUUUGUUACACAAACUUAACCAUACUGUCAAAUUAAGCCAGGAAAUUGAUGAAACUUUGGACCAUAUUUUGAAUCAUCCUACAACGAGUAGAGAAAAUACAAACGUAACUGAUACAAAUUUUACUGAAUCUGAUAUAUCUAAUGAGUGUAUCGAAAUAAAAUGCAAAAGUGAUGCAGUUACUGUUGACGAAAUAUACGAAAACAGUGAGAUAAGUACGACAAGGGAAUCGGACAUAACUACUGAUGUAACUAACAAAACAUGUGAAUCUCCUGAUGAACGAUCGGAUUCCCCUACAACAGGUAAAGAUUAUAAUGUUCAAGAUUUCACGGCUAUUUUAGAAAGUAUUAAAAAACAAGACGAAAGACUCGGUAAGAAAGAUGAACGGUUUCAAAAAUUAGAAACUGGUUGUUCUGAAGUAUUGAAUUGUUUAAAGAAUACCCUUCAAACAGGUGAAAAUCUAAAUCAAAAAUUAACUACGUUGCAUAAUGCUAAUACAAAUUCUGAAUACAAAUCAGAAGAUGAAGAUUCGAAAGAUAGUUCGAGUAAUACCGUCCAAACAGGUGAAAAUCUGAAUAAAAAAUUAACUAUGCCGCAUAAUGACAAUACAAAUUCUGAAUACAAAUCAGAAGAUGAAGAUUCGAAAGAUAGUUUGAGUAGAGAUGAAACAGAACCCUCAACAUCGAGUGACAUUGAUCAUGAGGCAAGGUUUGCUGCUAGAGACUUGCGUUUAAAACGGUUAGAAGAGCAAACUAAAUCAUUAGUAAAAAAGGUUAAUAAAACAACAUCGAAAGGAGUGAAAAUCCAUUACAAAUUGGAAGAGCUUCAUAAUAUUUAUGGUUCUGAAAAUUCAAGAGCUGGCACCCCAUCCGACGACAGUGAAGACAAAAAUGAUGACGAAGAAUCUUCGAUUGAAUAAUAAAACGAUAAUUAAAAAUUUUCGGCAAGAAUCUAAAAUUAUGAAUUUGUGUUUGGUUUAUGUCUAAAUGUCUGUAAUCGAACUUAUAGUGGUAAUAUAAGUGCAUUUUGUAUCUACAGUAAAGUGCCAGUAUCUCUCAUCUUAGACUUUUUUCUGUUUUAUUACUGUGUAAGACCGUAAGGUCAUUAAACUUAUAAUAACGAAGAUGGAAGAUUAUAACAAGAAAUAGCUUCUAACUAGGUUAAUUAGUUCCUUUUCUACGCGCAUGCGAAUGACCUUGCGAAACCUUAAUUUAAAGAAAUUUUAGGAAGACCAAAUGUAAAGUACUUAUAUUUUUGACUAUCUCAAAAGGUAUUGGCACUUUGCCAAUAACAAUAAUAAAAAAUAUCUCAAUUCAUUCAUUGUUUUAUUUUACAUAAUAACAAAGUCAGGUACAUCAAGAUCGUUAGCUACAUAAUGUCCAUAUAAUGCGAUUCAACUAAGAAUAGGAUCGUCGGGGCGCCAUAUUGUGACGCCAUAGCUGUCAAUUCAAACGAAAAAGGUAGAGUGAGCCAAAAAGUUUUUAUUUAAUAAACGUUAUUUACUAAGAUUAAGUGAGAAAAAACAUCCGAUUUUUAAUAAAAAAUAUUUACUAAAAUUGAGUAAAGAAAAUAACCGAUUUUUAAUAAUAUUUAUUUGUUAAGACUGCGAGAAAAAACAUUAAUCAGAAUUAAGCUCUUCAAUUCCGCUCAUCUCUGCAUUACCGCCGGAGUUGUUAUGAAUAAUCAUGCACUAUUACUAGGUCACAUUCGAACAUGCAUCCUAUAUGUAAAACGAAGUUUUAAAUCGAGUUUCUGAACGCAACUUAAAGUGACAUUUGGUUGACGAUUUAGAUAAUCAAACAUUCAUAGCCAAAGCUCAAUAAAUGAAAAUAAAAUAUCAACCAACAUUAAUUAACAAUAUUUGUUAUUGUUUGUUUACAAAUGUUUGGUUUUUAUUCCAUAAUUAGCCGAGUGCUAAAAAAGGGUUCCAAGAUUUUUUUGCAAGCCGUACUUUUCAAGCGACAUUUGGCAGAUGGAGGUCAUUGGCUUUCCUAUUCUUAUUUGAAUCGCAUUAUACGUCAUGGUUUACAAUAAAGUACAUAUCCAUUUUUUUAUAGUAAAAAUCAAAGAAUACAUUUAUAAAUCCAUUUAAGAAAAAUAUUUGUUUUUAUCCCUUUAAUAGAAAGUAGACUGCAGUAAAACAUGUGUAAAAAGUAAUUUUUCUCGAAACUACCGGGUAAAAUUUUGAUACCCGUUCCUAUCUAAGUAUAGUUGAGGCACUAGGUAUUCCUAAUGAAUACCACAACGGUUUCGGUAUUGGUUCUUGGACCAAUCUCCGUACCAAUAUGACAGGUCUCCUUUGCAUAAAAAUUUGAUAUUUUUUUACAUUUAACUAUUUUAAUAUCAUAGCUGUCAGCAGUUCUUGCAUUUCAUCAAUUACCUAAUACUUCUUUUAGCCGUACACAGAAACGUCAAAAAAUUAUAGUGCUUCAUUAAGUAACGUGUUAUCUUUUUCUAUUGUUAUCGCGAAGAUAGUAACAGCAUCUAUUUUAGACAACUUUAAAAGUUUAUUGACUGCGCUGAGUGCAGCCGUUAGUGUGAAACUAAAGAUUAACAUUCAUUUUCCACAUAACAAAUCAGACUUAAACAUAGGUGCUACUGAUCUCACACCAGUCUAAAACUAUACUAAAUCGAGCACCAACAGUAGAGUUUAUUUAUAAGCAUGUUUAAGAGUUAAGACUAGACUUAAAUAAUAGUAAUUUCCAAAAGUACUAAAUAGAUUGAUACUUUAUUGAAUAACUUUUUAUAAAACGAAUUAUUAUAAAGAUUUAACUGUACUAUAACAUUCCAAAUAAGCUAUGAAUAUUUUAUUCCGAAUCGGGAAAUCCAUUCAAAAAGUUGUUAACUUGGUAAACGUUUCAGCUCAAUCUUGAAAAUUAGAAAUAACUCUUAAAGCUAUGAACUAUUAGAUAAACCACAAAUUUCUUUGCUUGCUCAACAUUUAACCAUAUAUACACAAUAUCAGGUUAAUACGAAACGACUAGCCUAAAACACUUUACAUAUUUAUCACUCUUAAUUUCUUUUUGAUUCAACGAAUCGAUUCUCAAUAUUUUGGAGUCCAGACUUGUCUUCAACAUUAGCUAUGACAGCGUGAUUUUUGUAUGAAUUCGCAUUAAUUCCCAAUUGUUUGAAGUUCAAACUAUUGUCUUCAACCUUAGCUAUAACAGCGUAAAAAUUUUAUGAUUUCGUAUCGAUUCCCAACGGUUUAAAGUCCAAACUAUUGUCUUCAACUGUAGCUAUGACAGCGUGAUGGACUUUAUCAACUGCCUUCGUAGAUGGUGCACUGUACAAUCGCCAUGCCAGAACUGAUAGCAGAAGCAUCUCCACUAAUGUGGUGCUGUUCUGCAACACUGAAAGUUGAUAUUUUUUUAUAACAUUAUAUAUUAUAACUACUAGUGGGCUAGUGAUUGCCCGCGACUUUGUCAAUGUGGAAAAAUAAAAACCUGCGCCAUUCCAUUGUUUACUUUUCACCCUACGAGUAUUUAAAAGUGAUUUCUAGGGUAAAAACUAUUCUAUGUCCUUUACUGGGACUCAAACUGUUUCUAUACUAAGUUUCAACUAAAUCGGUUAAGCGGUUUAAGCGCGAAGAGGUAACAGACAGACAGUCCUACUUAAACAUAUAAUAUUACUAGUGGGUGGGUAAUAAUUUUAAGUCCUUUCCCGGAGCUCAACUAUACCAAAUUUCAUCUUAAUCACUUCAGUGGUUGAAACUUGAAGAGGUCUUUAAAUUUAAGACCUUGCCUUUUUAAACAUUCAUUUAAGAUCAAUGAACAAACUCGUAUUUGCCAAAAAAAUUAAAUUCUAAAAUUAGAUUCUGACCGUGACUUGUUUGCAUGAAUUUCGGACUAAAUGCGCAGAUGACUUUACAUGUUUCUUUAAUUUUAUUAACCUGUCACCUCCAAGACUAAUUAUAAAUACACAAUUUAAAACUAUUUUAAGAUAAUGAAACACAAAGUCGUUAUUUACAGGAAGUAGCUGUACCGUUUUCUUAAAAAGUACUUGCAACAAUUAACUUUCCCUCGUAUCGUUUGAAACAUCUUUAUUUCGGAAGUAUUGAGAUAUCAUCAAAACAAAAAGUUUAUAAAGUAUAUAUGGCGUACCUACAUAAGGUUUAACAGCUGGUUGCAGCGCUAUGGCGCUCAUAUAUUUCGCACGGAAUUUGGGACAGGAUCAAUACCUACCAUUUUAUGAACCAUGUAAUUUCACAUUUCACAAUACGCGAAAUUACAUGGUGCAUACUGCGGACAGGUGUGGUCAGAAAGCCGUUAGCCGUUUUCGCACCCAUGCAAGAUCGAUGAUCGAUCGGCUCGAACCGCGCCCCGUACCGCAGCAUCCCAAGAACAUUGACAUGACUCACGGUUGACGAACACGGCCGGAUGCAGCGCCAUGACGCACGGCAUGCGGACUAUGGUGGACAGGGCUCUAACCGCGCCGUACUGCAGCUUCACUAUGAACAUUGACGAUGACUCACGGUUGACAAACACGGCCGGAUGCAGUGCCAUAACGCACGGCAUGCGAACCAUGGUGGGCAGGGCUCUAACCGCGCCGUACUGCAGCUUCACUAUGAAUAUUGACGAUGACUCACGGUUGUCGAACACAGCCGGAUGCAACGCCAUGCGCACGGCAUGCGGACUAUGGUGGACAGGGCUCUAACCGCGCCGUACUGCAGCUUCACUAUGAACAUUGACGAUGACUCACGGUUGACAAACACGGCCGGAUGCAGUGCCAUAACGCACGGCAUGCGAACCAUGGUGGGCAGGGCUCUAACCGCGCCGUACUGCAGCUUCACUAUGAAUAUUGACGAUGACUCACGGUUGUCGAACACAGCCGGAUGCAACGCCAUGCGCACGGCAUGCGGACUAUGGUGGACAGGGCUCUAACCGCGCCGUACUGCAGCUUCACUAUGAACAUUGACGAUGACUCACGGUUGACAAACACGGCCGGAUGCAGUGCCAUAACGCACGGCAUGCGAACCAUGGUGGGCAGGGCUCUAACCGCGCCGUACUGCAGCUUCACUAUGAAUAUUGACGAUGACUCACGGUUGUCGAACACAGCCGGAUGCAACGCCAUGCGCACGGCAUGCGGACUAUGGUGGACAGGGCUCUAACCGCGCCGUACUGCAGCUUCACUAUGAACAUUGACGAUGACUCACGGUUGACAAACACGGCCGGAUGCAGUGCCAUAACGCACGGCAUGCGAACCAUGGUGGGCAGGGCUCUAACCGCGCCGUACUGCAGCUUCACUAUGAAUAUUGACGAUGACUCACGGUUGUCGAACACAGCCGGAUGCAACGCCAUGCGCACGGCAUGCGGACUAUGGUGGACAGGGCUCUAACCGCGCCGUACUGCAGCUUCACUAUGAACAUUGACGAUGACUCACGGUUGACAAACACGGCCGGAUGCAGUGCCAUAACGCACGGCAUGCGAACCAUGGUGGGCAGGGCUCUAACCGCGCCGUACUGCAGCUUCACUAUGAACAACACCAGCUGCAGCGCUAACAGACGGGGCCGAGGUCGCGCGCCGCCCGCUUCGGCUGCGCGGACGCACAUCAUCACGCCCCAAAGACCAGUAAGUAUGGAAGCCGCCACAAACGGCUGGAAAUACGGGAAGCUGCGUAUGUACAGAUUC